Molecule: messenger RNA, 459 nt
Organism: Pisolithus orientalis
Lineage: Eukaryota; Fungi; Basidiomycota; Agaricomycetes; Boletales; Pisolithaceae
Exons: 3
Source: RefSeq, a predicted model, not a curated record
GAUAUGUACUGUAACCUGAACAAAGUCAUUCAAGUCUCCCAUGCCCUCAAAGCAGACAAUACAGCAAGUGGUACCAAUGACCCCAAUGAUGAAAGUGCUAGAAAGGCCUGCGAUAACAUCCUUAGAAAAGUCAACCCUGAGAAAUGCAAACAAUACAAGUGCAUAUAUGACUACCUGAAGGAGCAGGCACUGUACUUCAUAGAUCUCAUUAAGAAGAAGAAGAGUGGCAAAACCACACUUCUCAUGCAUGAGAUGCAACAAGUGAUCAGCCAGAUGCGAUCUGACAACGCCAGUCAUCUCAAGCCUAUGAUUUCAGCUUAUGCAGCUCCCCAUCUGGACAAGAAACUUGUCAAUCCACCUGUCAAUGCAAAGAGUUCAAAAGACAGGCUUGGGUUCAACCACACAGAGCUCACUCAGCUCCUCUGUCCAGUGAGGAGCCUGCAGGCUUUGCUAGCAGAU